UGAGUCAAUCACUGAACGGAGGAUAACAGGAAGUAUAACUGAAACGUGAACGCAGUAGUUUGAAUAUGCUUGACAUUUAUUUUUACCGUCAUACAGUAAACAAUAAUAGUACGCUGCUAAUAUCUGGCGUGUAAAAAUGAAUUUGAUGAGAGGAUACGAUGUGUGCUGCGGACUUGAGAACCUGGCCGUUUAUGUUGAACGAGGUGAAGAGUCUCUGCUACAAUUUGAGUACUCUCCAGAGCAUGUAAGCGGGCCUGGUGCUGAUCAGGAUCCCAGUGAGAUUACCUAUCUAGGAUGUGACUGCAUGUCUACUUCCUGUAGGCCGGACUCCUGCUCUUGUCUUCAGCACCACGGCGAGUCGUACCAUGAAAACCUGUGUCUCAGAGACUGCGAAGGAAAGGAGACCGACUUUUCCAGGCCUGUUUUUGAGUGUAAUGUCAUGUGUAAAUGUAGCGAAGCCUGCAAGAACAGAGUUGUGCAGAGAGGUCUGGAAUACAGGCUUCAGAUGUUUAAGGGUGGGCCCAAAGGAUGGGGUCUGCACACAAUGGAGUUCAUCCCGAAAGGGCGCUUCGUGUGCCAGUAUGCAGGAGAGGUCAUUGGUUUGGCUGAAGCUCGCAGAAGAUUGCAAUCCCAGAAGCCUGGUGAUAUGAAUUACCUCAUAGCAGUGAAGGAGCACAUAGACGGUGGAAAAAUGAUUGAAACUUUUGUAGACCCGGCUGUUGUUGGAAAUGUGGGAAGAUUCCUCAACCACUCCUGCCAGCCCAAUUUGUUCAUGGUACCUGUACGUGUGAACUCAGUGGUGCCCAAACUGGCGCUGUUUGCUGGGCGGGACAUCCUGGCAGGGGAGGAGCUGAUGUACGAUUACUCGGGAAGGUAUAAAAAUGUGACUGAAAAAGCCUCAGUUCAAGAAACGACAGACAUUGACCUCGUGGAACGCAAACCCUGUUACUGCGGAGCCGAGACCUGCAGUGGUUUCCUGCCUUUUGACAUUUCUGUCAUGAACAGUGGUUAAAUAUCCAUUUAAAAUUCAAUUGUAAUUUAUUAUUAACACAUGUGUUAAUUAACAUGCAAGUGCAGAGUAGACAAACUGGUAUUGCUGUUCUCAAUGGGUUCUUUUUCUUCUAGAAUAUUCAAUGAUAGGUAGAUGGACUGAUAGAUGUAGGAAUUGAUCUUCUUAUAUCGAGUGGAUGCUGUAGAUAGGUCAUCCAUAACUCUAAAACUCAAUAGUGCUACAUUUAGAAAUACUAAAAGAAACGGAAUACAUUCAAUGACAAACGUUUUGACUAGAAGUCUUUCUCGGUGUCUUCAAUGAAAAAGACUUGAAACGAUUGAAACGAUUGUCCCAGAAUAUGCUGUCUACAUUUUACUGUAUACUGCGCUGUUGGUGCUAGUUAUAUGACUCAGUACUGGCUUAUCUAUGCAAAAUAAACAAGAUUCUAUUAUUUGUGUACAUUUACAUGCAAACAACCAUAUUUAAUACAGGCUAGGAGAGAUGUCAUGUUUAUAUUAUUAUUAUUUUAAUAAUCAGCACAAUCUAUACAUUUCUAGCGAUGUUACAGUGUAUUCCAGGGAAAGUAUGAUUUGCGGUACACUCAAGAUGUGUUGCUGAAUCAAUACAGGUGUUACUGGUAAAUUCACAGAAUAAAGAAGAAAUGCUGUUGUUACUCAUUCAUUUGUUCUACAGUUACACAAAGGCAGGCAUAGCAGGUGUUAAGUGAAGCUCUCACUGUAAAGGUACUGAAAUGCAUCAGAUAUGACAAGUUCAGCUGCAGUCAUGAGGGGAGCAUGGUAAGUAAUAAAGGGUAGGAAAUGGAUUUUAAAACCUCAUUGUUCAUCAAUGUGUUCAGUAGGGCAAUGGUGUCACAUGGCCUUGUUCCCUUGGAGUAGGGUUAGUAUGGGUUAGUGACGAAGACCAUCGAAGAGCGCUUUCUCUUUGGAACUGAAACCUGUGACACAGUGGUUUGAGUUACAGUGUGGCAUUGUCCUGCAUUAUGAGUAGAGUGCUAAUAUGUAUUGUAGGACUGGGCACAGCACAGGUAACAGUGACAGUACAAGUUAUAAGCACCACAAAAUAGGGCCAUUUACCAUUAAAGUGUGACCGAGAGCAAACGAAAUGUUAUUCUUAUCCUGGAUAUACUUUAAUAAAAAGUUACAGAACUCACUCAAUGUGACACCAAAUGCGUCCUCAUUUUAAUGCAAGCAAUCCCCACGGAGAGUGAACCCACAUAUCAAAGUUAUACUUAAAAAAAUAAACCAGAACUAGACAAAAAUGGGACAGUUUCACAGGAGUUUGCAGGAUGGUGAAUUUAAGAAUGGUUUUCAGAAGUAGGGCAGCACUAUAAGAUAAUGUAAUAAUACCAGUUACUUUAGAAGAACACCCAAAGGUUCAUUUUUAAUUGCACUAGUCUGUAGGGAUUCUAGUAAUAUACCACAAGAUGAAAUGUGUCAUGAUUUAACUGGCUUCUUUGUGUUGUAGUUUUCAAAAAACGGUCCCCAGUAACAAUUAUUUAGAUUCUAAAAGCAGUCGUUAAAGAUUAUUUCCUAUUUUUUGUUCAAACAGGAUAUGCAAAUGAUUGUGAAAUCUAUAGGAUUAUAUUACUGAUUAGAAAAAAUGCAUAAAA
Messenger RNA from Acipenser ruthenus (sterlet), 2621 nucleotides. Its product is annotated as histone-lysine N-methyltransferase SETMAR-like. The record is from RefSeq and is a predicted model, not a curated record. NCBI's taxonomy places the organism in Eukaryota, Metazoa, Chordata, Actinopteri, Acipenseriformes, Acipenseridae. The transcript is spliced from 2 exons. The coding region runs from base 137 to 1012 and encodes 291 amino acids. Gene Ontology annotation, cellular component: nucleus. Gene Ontology annotation, molecular function: zinc ion binding; protein binding; histone H3K9 methyltransferase activity.